Pyricularia grisea is the source of this 3689-nucleotide messenger RNA. RefSeq lists its product as uncharacterized. NCBI's taxonomy places the organism in Eukaryota, Fungi, Ascomycota, Sordariomycetes, Magnaporthales, Pyriculariaceae. Bases 199 to 3552 code for a protein of 1117 amino acids. The record is from RefSeq and is a predicted model, not a curated record. Gene Ontology annotation, molecular function: FMN binding; aromatase activity; NADPH-hemoprotein reductase activity. Gene Ontology annotation, cellular component: cytosol. The transcript is spliced from 7 exons.
CUUGCAACUCGUAUCCAGACUGCCGGAUCACCGCGGGGCCCGCGGGCUGCACACCGCGGAUGCCGGGAUGAUCCUUAUUCCCAAUGUAUGACUCUCUUUCUCUUCAAUCUGACUUGGUAGUGCAAACCUUCAAACUUUGUUUUUUUGUCAUAUACAUCCCAGACCGACCUUGGAUUUUAUUUAAUUGUCCUGUCCAUCAUGUCUCAUAAUCACGACCCAAACACCAAAUCUCGUAGAGGAUCAAUUCGCGAGAAGCUCAAGAUGGGUAGCACAAAGAGCCCGGUCAAGAAUUUGGGCGAUGAGGAUGAUGGAGAGCUCAAGCUUGUCCCCAUACCGCAGCCCUCCAAGGCCCCUUUUGUCGGCAACCUUCCGGAUCUUGACGUCAAGUUCCCGCUCGACUCUAUGAUCAACUUGGCCAACAAGUAUGGUUCAAUCUUCAAGUUGGACUUGCCUGGCCUGGAAUUAGUCACUGUGUCGGACUGGGACCUUGUCCACGAAGUCUGCGAUGAUUCUCGAUUUAAAAAGUCCAUCAAGGGAGAUUUGGAGGAAUUAAGAAAUGCGGUCCACGAUGGACUUUUUACAUCCUCUGGAGAAGAUGAAGAGAAUUGGGGCAUCGCACAUCGGGUCCUCAUGAAGGCUUUUGGACCCUUGUCGAUCAGGAACAUGUUUGACGAGAUGCACGAGGUCGCCAGCCAAAUGGCCUUGAAGUGGGCGCGGCAGGGCCCCCACGAGCCCUUGGACGUCAGCGGCGACACGACGCGCCUCGCCCUCGACACGGUGGCCCUCUGCUCCAUGGGGUUCCGCUUCAACUCGUACUACCGCCAGGACCUGCAUCCGUUCAUAAGGGCCAUGAACGAGGUCUUGGACGAGGCCGGUCGGAGGGCGAACCGCUUCAUGCCGUCUGUGUUUUACCACUCGCACAACAAAAAGUUUAGAGAAAACAUCAAGCUCCUUCGCACAACAGCCCGAGAGGUUUUGGACGCGAGAAAGACGGAACAGGGCCCGAACAAGAGAAAGGACCUGCUCACUGCCAUGCUGGACGGGGUAGAUCCAAAAACCGGCAAAAAGAUGACCGACGAGAGUAUCAUCGACAACCUCAUAACGUUUUUGGUGGCGGGCCACGAAACCACAGCUGCAACUCUUUCCUUUACGUUGUACAACUUGGCCAAAUACCCAGAGGCCUCUCGCAAAGCCCAAAAGGAGGUUGACGAGGUUGUAGGAAAGGGUGCUGUUAAGCUGGAACACGUGCAGAAGCUCAAAUAUGUGUCUGCACUCAUCCGGGAAACUUUGCGACUUAAUGCACCCAUCACCGCCUUUGCAAGGGAGGCGAUCGGCGACCAGGUGAUAGGAGGCAAAUACCUACUCAAGGACCAGACGCAGAUCGCAUGUUUCCUGACAAAAUCCCAAAGCGAUCCCGUCAUAUGGGGCGCUGACGCCGCCGAGUUCAAGCCCGAGAGGAUGCUGGACGACAACUUCGACCGCAUGCAAAAGAAAUACCCCCACUGCUGGGCGCCGUUCGGCACGGGCUUGCGCGGAUGCAUCGGGCGGCCGUUUGCGUGGCAGGAGAUGGUGCUAUGCUUGGCCGUCCUUUUGCAGAAUUACAACUUUGUCAUGUAUAAUCCGUCCUACACCCUGCAGCUCUCGCAGUCUCUCACCAUCAGACCCAAGGACCUCCACCUCAGGGCCAUCUCCCGCGAGGGACUCACGCCGGCGCAGUUGGAGGCGCGCUUGGCUGGAGGGUAUACGAAUGACACGCAGGAUGGCUCCUCUCCUGUGGAGGCGGUAGCGUCGGAGCAGCCCGCAGGAGAAUCCAAGGGUGACGGCAAGAUUGCCAUCUACUACGGUUCCAAUUCGGGGACUUGCGAGUUCAUGGCGCAGAGGCUGGCGUCGGAUGCAGGCUCGCAUGGGUAUACUGCUUCGGUGGACACGCUUGACGCUGCCAAGGAAGCGAUGCCAACUGGUGUUCCAAUCGUCAUCAUAACGGCGUCGUACGAGGGCCAGCCGACGCAGAAUGCGUGCCAUUUUAUGAACUGGAUCCAGAAUUUGGACGAAGGGAAGCUGAAGGGUGUCAAGUAUGCUGUUUGGGGUUGUGGCCAUAGUGACUGGGCCGAUACAUACCAAAAGGUCCCAGUGCAGAUAGACACGACGCUCGACAAGCUGGGCGCGUCUCGCAUCCUCCCCAUCGGCACCACCAACGCCAAGGACCGCGACAUGUUUUCCGAUUUUGAGACGUGGGAGGACCAAGAGCUGUGGCCGGCCAUCAGGGACCAAUUCGGCGGGUCCGAGAUGACCUCGGCAGCUCCCAGCGUAGAGGUAACCUUUUCUACACCCCGGGCCUCGGACCUGCGGCAGGACGUCCGCGAGUCGCUUGUCGUCCACGCCAGAAGACUGUCCAAGGCUGGGGGAGAUGCCACGGCAAGGGAAAAACGUCACCUCGAGAUCCAGCUCCCCACGGGCUGGUCCUACACGGCCGGCGAUUAUCUGGCCGUGCUGCCGCAUAACCCGAGGGAGAGCGUGGCGCGCAUCAUGCGCCGCUUCAACCUGGCCUGGGACACGUACAUGACCAUCAAGGGGGCGCAGGCUACGUCGCUGCCGAUCGGUGUCAGCUUUCCGGUUUCCGAGGUGUUGAGUUCGUACGUUGAGAUUGGACAGACGGCUACGAAGCGGAACAUUGCCGACCUUGGCCAGUUUGCAAACGACGACGAGACGAAGCAACAGAUCUUGCAACUGAGCAAGGACGGUUUUGACAGUGAGGUCCGCGCAAAAUCCCUUUCUGUGAUUGGGAUUCUUGAAAGGUUCCCAUCUCUGCUCGUCCCAUUCGAGACCUAUUUGUUUAUGCUCCCACCUAUGCGCGUACGCCAAUACUCAAUAUCCUCCUCCCCACUAGCCGACAAGGGCAAGCUCACCCUGACAUACUCGGUCCUCGACGUCCCGGCCCAUUCGGGCAUCGGCCGCCACGUCGGCGUCGCCUCCUCCUACCUCUCAUCCCUUAUGCCUGGCGACAAGCUGCAGGCGUCGGUGCGGCCCGCAGCAGGCAGCUUCCACCUACCGUCCGACCCUCUCAGCACGCCCAUGAUUUGCAUCGCGGCGGGAACAGGCCUGGCGCCCUUCCGCGCCUUCAUCCAGGAGCGCGCCAUCCUCCUGCAAACCAGCAGCGGCAGGCAAACACCGCCAGCACCCGCCCUGCUCUUCUACGGCUGCCGCGAUCCGGACGAGGACGACCUGUACCGUGACGAGUUUGACGCCUGGGAGGCGGCCGGCGCCGUGACGGUCUACCGUGCCUUCAGCCGGCGGACGGAGGCGUCUGAGGGUUGCAGGUACGUGCAGGACAGACUGUGGCGGGAGAGGGAGGCGGUCGGGGAGCUGUGGCGCCGGGACGCGAGGGUGUACAUUUGCGGGGCCGGGAGGAUGGCGAGCGGUGUCAAGGAGGCGCUGGUGAAGAUCAUGCAGAGCGAGGCGGAGAGGAUCGGGAAGCCCAUCUCGUCCGAGGAGGGCAUGGCGUGGUUCGACAAGCAUCGGAAUGAGCGGUUUGCUACGGAUGUUUUUGACUAGAGUUCUUUGAACACUGGUUCAUGGGUGAACUUUUUGAGCAAGCGAUGGAGCGAAUUUUUGAUGUGCUUAUGUUUUGUUCUUGGUUGUUAGUUUGGGGCUUGCGCCUCCUCCGCGUUGGUCUAUUUAUACAUCACUGA